Messenger RNA from Hemibagrus wyckioides, 2397 nucleotides. RefSeq names its product solute carrier family 6 member 18 (gene slc6a18). The coding region runs from base 186 to 2042 and encodes 618 amino acids. Gene Ontology annotation, biological process: sodium ion transmembrane transport. Gene Ontology annotation, cellular component: plasma membrane. Lineage: Eukaryota; Metazoa; Chordata; Actinopteri; Siluriformes; Bagridae. The transcript has 12 exons. The record is from RefSeq and is a predicted model, not a curated record.
GAUUCUGAUCGACUUUUGGGUUAUCCAUUAAACAAGUGAGGAAUAUUCCACCAGAAACACAGACCUUAUUUGUCUGUUCUCCACAAUCAAUAAAAAACACAGAUCUCAGCUUAUCUAGUUUUGGGAUGGUUGAGUGAGAGUCAGAGAGCUCGAGACGAGGAUCUAUACAGGACAUCAGUACAGUCAUGGAGGACAGGGCGGCCGAGGAUGAAAAAAAAGAGAGGCCGAAAUGGGACAACAAACUCCAGUAUCUGCUCACGUGUAUCGGAUUUGCCGUGGGACUCGGAAAUGUGUGGAGAUUCCCAUAUCUGUGUCAGAUUUACGGAGGAGGUGCGUUUCUAAUCCCGUAUCUUAUUGCACUGGUGUUUGAGGGUUUGCCUCUGCUCUACCUGGAGCUUGCGAUUGGUCAGCGUCUCCGUAAAGGAAGCAUCGGGGUGUGGAACUCAAUCUCACCAUACCUGGGGGGAGUCGGUGUGGCAUCGAUGUUGGUCUCGUUCCUUGUGGGAAUGUUCUAUAACACCAUCUUGGCCUGGGUUCUGUGGUACUUCUUUAAUUCCUUCCAGGAUCCAUUACCAUGGUCACAGUGUCCACUGACUGAAAACCAGACAGAGUACAUGUCGGAGUGUGUUGAGGGAACACCAGUGAAUUAUUACUGGUAUCGAGAGACGCUAAACAUCACACCGGACAUUGCGUCCAGCGGCUCGCUGCAGUGGUGGCUGGUCUUGUGUGUGGCUACAGCAUGGUCCAUUGUCUACAUCUGCUUCAUCCGUGGCAUCGAGACCAUUGGCAAGGCAGUGUACGUAACAGCUACAUUUCCCUACAUAGUGUUAACAGUUUUUCUUGUGCGAGCUCUCACACUUCCAGGAGCUGCCCAAGGACUAGAGUACCUCUUUACACCAGAUUGGCAGGUCCUGUUAAACCCUCAGGUGUGGCUGGAUGCUGCCACUCAGAUCUUCUUCUCUCUGUCUCUGGCCUUCGGAGGCCUCAUCGCCUUCUCCAGCUACAACCCUGAGAAGAAUAACUGUGAGCGAGACGCCUUGUUAGUGGGCUGCAUUAACAGCGCCACCUCACUCUACGCCUCCAUUCCUAUUUUCUCCAUCCUGGGAUUUAAAGCUACAACAAACCACAACAACUGUAUAAUGAGCAACAUCCUCAAACUGACCAACGAGUUCAGCUUCUCUGAUCAGAACAUCACCAUGGAGAACUACAAGGACUGGCUCUCCUACUUAAACAGCACACAUCCUGUAGAAGUGGACAGUCUGAAGCUGAGACACUGUGAUCUGCAGAGGUUUCUGGACCAGAGCGCGUCAGGAACAGGUCUGGCCUUCAUCGUGUUCACGGAGGCGGUGAUCGAGAUGCCUGCGUCUCAGGUGUGGGCAGUGCUCUUCUUCAUCAUGCUCUUCAGCCUCGGCCUGUCCUCCAUGUUUGGCAAUCUGGAGGGCGUCCUCACACCGCUGCUCGACCUGAACAUCUUACCCAAGAGUAUUCCAAAAGAACUCUUCACUGCACUAAUCUGUGUGAUAUCUUUCCUGGUGGCUCUGAUCUUCACCAUGGGGUCAGGAAAUUACUGGCUGGAGAUAUUUAACAGCUACGUUGGCUCCGUCCCGCUCCUCAUCAUCGCCUUCUUUGAAAUCAUUGCCGUUGUCGUUUUCUAUGGAAUGGGACGGUUCAGUGAAGAUAUUGAGUUCAUGACAGGACGAAAGCCCAAUAUAUUCUGGCGUGUGUGCUGGAUGGGAAUCAGUCCAGUCAUGCUGCUGGUGGUGCUGGUGGCGUAUGUGGUGGUGCAGGUGCAGGUGCACCCCGAAUACCCCGCCUGGAACCCACAAUAUUCUAAGUUCCCAGAAGCGGAGGUAAAGCCGUAUCCUGACUGGGUGUUUGCGAUCUGCGUGCUGCUCUCGGCUCUGCCGGUCAUCCCCAUCCCCAUCGUAGCUCUGUAUCACCUCAUCAGACGCCUCACACACUCUCACACACACACACACUCCCUCUCAGACAUACAACCCGAGAACCCCUACACCAACGGAGCCUAUAUCCCUGACCAGUAAACCCACACAAACACCUACACUUUAUUCUCCUUUAUUUCUGUGCUGAAAAUCAUCCUGCUGUUAAUGAUGUCUCGCUACUGCGUGAGGCUACGCUAGCUAGCGCUAAAGGUGAUGAAGUAUAACCAACACUAAUCCCUGGAGAGAGACCGCGAGCAGUCUGGGGAUGAGUGAGAGCACAGAGGGGUAAACACGGAGAAACAGAGGAAUUAUGUUCUGAAAUAAUGAUGAUGAUGAUGAAUAAUUGUAUUAGACUGUUUAUAUAUUUAAAUCACGUCUCUCUUCAUGGUUCUGUUAUUAUUUGUGUCUCUGAUGUAAAAGAAUGUUUCCUGAUAUUUCAAUAAAUAAAUAAAUGAGA